Pieris napi is the source of this 1491-nucleotide messenger RNA. RefSeq lists its product as uncharacterized. The record is from RefSeq and is a predicted model, not a curated record. The transcript has 7 exons. Gene Ontology annotation, biological process: transcription elongation by mitochondrial RNA polymerase; mitochondrial transcription. Gene Ontology annotation, molecular function: DNA polymerase processivity factor activity. NCBI's taxonomy places the organism in Eukaryota, Metazoa, Arthropoda, Insecta, Lepidoptera, Pieridae. Bases 394 to 1473 code for a protein of 359 amino acids. Gene Ontology annotation, cellular component: mitochondrial nucleoid.
AAGUGCGAAGUAAUAUGUCACGGUUGUUGGAAAUGUUAAUGUCACUUUUAUCUUUGAAUAUAAAAUAUAAAUUAUAAUUUAUAAGUUAUUCACCUCUUUAUUUAUAACAACUUAUUGUUAGUUGUUACUACACGCCUUCAAAUAAGUAUUCUUUUAUCUCUUUUCGUGUUUACAUUAUGUUGAAUAGAGACAGACAGUGCUUCUGUUGAAAGUUGGAUUGAGUUUUUAGAAAUAAGAGGGAUUUUUUAAAUUUGUGCGUCUUUUUAUUUACAUCAAAUUAGGAUACAGAUCUUCAAAACAGAAUUUUACUUUUAAUUCAACUGUAGAAAUAAGAUUGAAAAAUAAAAUGUGAAAAGUUUCACGAGUGCCUUAUAUUAAGUCAUUGUAUUCAUAAUGUUAAAUUAUUAUAGGGUUAAAGUUAUAAAUCAUGUGCUAUCCAACCCUCGUUCUCAAACACUGUUUAGGUGUUGGUGUAGUUCAAAUAUAGACAGUAAAUAUUCGGAAUCUGAAAAACAAAAAGUCUUAGAGGUUAUAAACAAAUCAGAUAUUUCAACACUCUCCAAGUAUGAUGUCACAAAAGGUAGAUCAAAAAAUAUAUCUCAAUGGAUAAACACAUAUGGACCACUAAAGAAUAUUUGUGAGGUUGAAACUAUAGAUGGAUUUACUGAAAAGCAUGUACAGAAAUUAUUUGAAAGUAUUAUACAUAAUAAGGUCAAACCUGAAAAAGAAACAAAUGCCCUACAGCAAAUAAAAGGACAAAUACUAAAUCCACCAUUAACAGAAGUGACACGGCAGGCCGCAAACACCAUAUUAACUGUGUAUGUUACAGUGAAUUCAGUAUCAUGGGCCUUAAUUCACAAGCACAAUUAUGAGGUAGCAGAUUGGCAGUAUCAUGGUAUUGAGUAUCCGGAUAAGAGAUUUCAGCUAGGUGAUAUUUUAGAAAUUGCCUGGAAUAUAACAAAUAAGCUGCCUACAGCAGAUCUAUAUGUAAUGAAAGCUGAGGCGACUAGCCUUAGAGCAUCUGGUAGUGAUCCUAAUAAUCCUAAAGUACUUGGUGUCAAUUUGCAAAAGGCACAAAUGGUAUCAAUGAUUGUUGCCCUUAUAUCAACAAAGAAUCAGGAUUUGUUUCAAGAAGUUAGCAAGAAAUCUGAAAAAACUAAAACUAAAUUUAAGCAGAACGUUUAUUUUUUACGAUCUUCACUACCGUUUCGGUUAUAUGGUACUCUUAUUGGUAACGAAAGAGUGGCGUCAGACCAAACAGUGGAAAUGUUACUUCAAGACAACAAAAUGAGAUCCUCUGAUAACUCCCAUGUGUAUGUCCCCGAGGACCUGAAAUCGUCGUUUAGGUCGCAACGAGAACUGCCCAAGGAUAUGAUGGGCCAGUGCCUAUUAUUUGCUUUAACAUUCAUGGACCUAUGUAUUUAUAAAAAUCAGGAUAAAAUUCAGAAAUUGUUAUCAAAGAAAGUUGAAUGAAAUUUAUUUUAAACCGUA